GGCUCCCAGUAAUCCUCAUUGCUACACUGAGACACAGACACACAAGAUCCGCCGGGAUUCCUCCUGAUAUUCAGCAUCACUCGUGCGGUCGGAAUGGAGAUGCUGAAUAAUCGACUAAAAUAAGGAAAAGUCCUCGCAGAGAUCAAGAUGGUGUCGUGGAUCAUUUCGCGGAUGGUGGUCCUGGCCUUCGGGACCCUCUAUCCAGCCUAUUCAUCUUAUAAGGCUGUGAAGACGAAAAACGUCAAGGAGUAUGUGAAAUGGAUGAUGUACUGGAUCGUGUUUGCGUUAUUUAUGACAGCAGAGACGAUCACAGAUAUGCUUCUCUCUUGGUUUCCAUUUUAUUUUGAGCUGAAGAUUGCCUUUGUGAUCUGGCUGUUGUCCCCGUACACCAAGGGCUCCAGUGUGCUGUACCGCAAGUUUGUGCACCCCACGCUUUCCAAUAAAGAAAGGGAAAUUGAUGAGUACAUAACCCAGGCUAAAGACCGCAGUUAUGAGACCAUGAUGCGGUUUGGGAAGAGAGGACUCAACAUUGCAGCCACUGCAGCAGUCACAGCAGCCUCAAAGGGUCAGGGUGUGUUAUCAGAGAAGCUGCGCAGUUUCAGCAUGCAGGAUCUGACUCUGAUUCAGAACGAAGACGAGCUGCAGCUGGACAGCACAGACAACACACACACUGCAGCCACGCUACCUCGGGCUAAAACAGUCACGCGCACAGUUCAUGCCGCAGCCAUACCGGCUGACACUGAAUCACAGCACAGCUCUCGCUCUGAGGACCAGUCCGAAAGCAGGACGGAUCAUUCAGAUGAAGAUGCAGCAGAUAAGGCCCCCAAACGCACCGCAAGCGUCAAAGCAGCCAAGAAACCAGUCACUGCCAAGACAGAGACCACCAAGACAGUGAAGAAACCGCCAAAGAAGAAAACCAACACCACGGCCAACAACAAUGCUGAAUCACCAUGAGUCACAUUGCGUUUAUCCAUCCCUGGACAACACACACAUUCACAUGCUUUCCCAUACUAACAUUAGUGCUCUUUGCUUUUAUAGAAACAUACUGACCCUUGCAAAUACACACAUGCACAUAAGAUGCAUCGCCUAGGGCUGUUUUUAUCUAGUAGGUUUAAGUUAAGGUGAGUAAGUUAAGACGUCUGGCUUCAUGCAUUCAUUUUUUGUGUUGUGCAUGUGUUUCAAGGAAGGCUGGGUCUUGUCUUAUUCUCUGUAGGCCUUAAUAUUAGAGGGCAUCUCUGUAAAGCAUAAGAUCAGAAAGCAGUGCCUGCACAUGAUCAUACAUCAUCACUACUGAACCCACAGUAUAUCCCUUAUAACCACAGAUUUCAUGCUUGUUUUCCAUAAUAGAGGCCAUUUCGCUUUAUUUAGCAUGUAGGACACACACUAUGGGACGAACAAGAAAUGGGAACAGAAAAAUGGGGCUAUUAAAUGAAUAGACUUGAUUUACAGCACAGUGUCCAUAGAGAGUUCUGGAGGCGCCCAGAGCAGUUCUGUUCUCGUUCCGGGUCACAGAACAUCCCGAGCCCGAGAUUUGUUGUGAAUAUUCAUGAUCAGAGAGGUCAGAUGUCUACUGGAAGCUGCAGGCACUCAAACGCUCUUGCCGUUAAUAGUGCUUUUGUCAGCUGGAGGCGUUCAGAGCACAUGAGCUGUCCCUUGUGCUAAUUUUACAUUCGUGUAGCGCGAUGUUACACAUUUUGAACAUUUAUAAGACAUUUAUCCAAGUGGUAGAUGAGAUGGCAGGUGUCAUCUGGUGUUUUGGUAGGGCGCAAGAUAAAAACAGAAUCACAUGUUGGCCAGUAAAGGACAAGAUGCCUCUGUCUUGAGUAGUCGGUUUCUGAAGACUGAUGAUUUUAAGUCUGCUGUUUCAGUUCUGGGCUUUCUGUUGUUGUGACUUGCUUAUCAAACUCAAAUAUUCCAUAUCAGUUUGUAAAAAAAAGUACUAAACACUCUGCAACGCAAAGCAUAGAGAGUUGGCAGAUCAUUCAUUGUGGUGAAACGGUCAACCCUCCUUGUUGAAAAUCAUCUUAAAAGGUGCUUUUAGAAUAUAUGCUGGUUUAAAACCCUCUGGUCCUUUUUUAAAAGUCAUCUAUACAAUUUUUUUAAUUAGAUCCUGUGAACCAAGGUCAUUUGAAACCCUAAAUCCAGAUGUGCGCAGUUGUGUUUCCCAGCACAGCUGUUCAGAAUCUAAAGAUUUGGCGUUUGGUACUGAUCUUGACUUCAACUGCAGUUUGAAGUAUGCAAUACUACUGAGAGCUUGUAGGUGGCGCUGUUGUACAGGAAAAGAGCACAGUGCUCUCUUCCUGUCAGAUUGAAUGAUUACACACCGGUGGAGAGAGGUUUUGAAUUAUAAUGUAUUUAAAUCAGUUUGUCAAAUAGCUGAAAUUUGCCUGAAACGUUCUUUUGUAUAAUAUUAUUGACUGUACAAAAUGUCUGCCUUACUCUGAUAGGCUUUUUAAGUUGAACAUUUUUCUUUUUUGAAGUUUACAUUUAGUUUGUCAAUUUAGUAUAGGGUAAGAUGUACAGAAAAGUGCUGUUUUGUGCAUAUUUGUGUGGCGUUUUAAUUUACAAGGUUGUGUCUUCUCUGCCUUUUUUGUAUAGGAGUGAGAGAUGGCUGUUUGCUCUUAGGAAGAAAAGGGGACAGUUGUGUGUGGGAAGGACUGAUGAUCAUUUUACAGUUCAUUUUAACAUACAGUCAGUCUUACAUUUAGCAGUUAUUAGCAGAUAGAUGUUUCGGUAGAAACGACAUCUGUCGUCAUGACACAUUGCUGUCUUAACUAUCAUCAUGAUUUUUUUUGACAUUUUCUGUGUCUGAGUCUCCUGAGUAAUUCGGUUUUUAAAAAGAAUCUUUAUUUGAGAUUUUUUCCCCUUUUAAUUAAAUGCUAGUGUGGUUGAUGUUCACCAGCCCACACAGAAACGACAAGUCAGUCUCACUUCUCAUUCUUUCUUUGUUCCACACUGCUUUUUGCUUCUUUCCCCCCUUGUUCAGUAUUUCUUAUUUGCAUAAAUAAAAAUGACAAUGUCUUUUUUUAUUAUUCACCAAGGCCCACACUGAAAGAGACAUGACAAACUGAACAUAUUUUCUUUUAUGUUUUCUGUAGUGUGUUGGAAAUUGGUAUUAUUGCAUAUACAGAUUUGAACUGGGAGUUGACAUUAAUAUAUUGUUUGUGCCAAUUCUCAAUGCUCUUACUAUAUUAAAAGAAUGAAAAAGAAAGAGAUUGCUGCUAAGUGUGUACUAACUGACCUUGAAUUAUUAUUCAAUAAAAUGCAAGUACAUCCCUAAUGGAUUACCUAGUUU
Molecule: messenger RNA, 3295 nt
Organism: Sinocyclocheilus anshuiensis
Lineage: Eukaryota; Metazoa; Chordata; Actinopteri; Cypriniformes; Cyprinidae
Product: receptor expression-enhancing protein 2-like
Exons: 8
Coding region: 148-954 (268 amino acids)
Biological process (GO): endoplasmic reticulum tubular network organization
Cellular component (GO): endoplasmic reticulum membrane; endoplasmic reticulum tubular network; cytoplasmic microtubule
Molecular function (GO): taste receptor binding; microtubule binding
Source: RefSeq, a predicted model, not a curated record